AUGAAGCCUCUUGUCAUUGUCCUUGUCUUGCUCUCCUGUGUGGACCCAGCUCUGGCAGGCUUGAAUCCACUGUCAUCAGAAAUGCACCAGAAAUGCUAUGGGAAUGGUAUCUGUAGACUUGAGUGCUCUACAAGUGAAAUGUUAGUUGCCUACUGUAUGUUUCAGCUGGAGUGCUGUGUCAAAGGAAACCCUGAGCCCUGA
Messenger RNA from Herpailurus yagouaroundi (jaguarundi), 201 nucleotides. It is a transcript of the gene DEFB134, whose product is annotated as defensin beta 134. The transcript has 2 exons. The record is from RefSeq and is a predicted model, not a curated record. Gene Ontology annotation, biological process: innate immune response. Gene Ontology annotation, cellular component: extracellular region. The coding region runs from base 1 to 201 and encodes 66 amino acids. Lineage: Eukaryota; Metazoa; Chordata; Mammalia; Carnivora; Felidae.